CGUUGUCGUUCAAAAUUGCAAUUUUCGCCUAUUUAUACCGAUUUUUCUUAGUCGUUAAAGCGUCUUCCCGAAUUUACGGAAAUGAGUACACGCGUUUUCGUUGGCGGGCUCACCUAUAAAGUGCGCGAAAGAGAUCUGGAAAAAUUCUUCCGCAACUACGGCAGGAUCAAGGAAAUUUCACUGAAAAACGGCUACGCCUUUAUGGAAUUCGAGGAUUACCGAGAUGCCGAGGACGCCGUUUACGAAAUGAACGGUAAGGAUCUUAUGGGCGAACGAAUUACUGUAGAACGCGCUAGGGGUACCCCGAGGGGUAGCGAUCGUUAUAGAGAUAGUAGGGAUUCCAGGGGCUACAACUCCUCGUCGAGGAGAGGCGGCGGCAGAGACAGGGGCGGCGGAGGCGGUGGAGAAUCCAGAGGCCGGGACAAAUAUGGGCCCCCUACCAGGACCAAAUACCAAGUGAUCAUCGAGAAUUUGUCCAGUCGUUGUUCCUGGCAGGAUUUAAAAGACUAUAUGCGUAAAGCUGGAGAAGUAACUUAUGCCGAUGCUCACAAACAAAAUCCCAAUGAAGGAGUGGUCGAGUUUGCCUCCCUUGAAGACAUGAAAAAUGCUAUAGAAAAGUUUGAUGAUACUGAAAUCAAUGGACGCAGAAUCAGAGUAGUUGAAUCAGGAAAAGGUUCUGGUGGCCGUAAGGGCAGCAGGUCUCGUUCUAGAUCUGCACGUCGUUCCAGGUCUAAGGAUGCUUCUAGGUCAAGAUCUAGGUCUCCAAUGAACGACUCGGGAAAGAAGUCUGUAUCUAGGUCCAGGUCUAGAUCCAGGGACUAAAACUGUAUUUUUAUGUUUGCAGUAAAACUCAUUUUCAACUGCUUGAAAUUAGUACUGUUGUUCUGUACUUACUUAUUCUUUUGGUUUGUCUUACUCUUGAUUUAAUACAGUUUUUAUAUGAAUAGUAUAACAAUGAAACCUUACUCCUAGAUUUAAAAAAUUUGUAUCUUCCCUUAGCAUUUAAAUGUAACCAAUGUCUUCUAAUCUAAUAUUCAAUGGUUGCCAACUUAUCUUAUUUGUGUGACUAUUAUUUUUCUAUUUUUACUUUAAAUUAGAUAACGUCAGUAUAUAAGCAGCGUUAUCUAGAAACAUUGAAAUUAAUGUAUUCAUUUUAUUCAAGAAAUAAUUUUUUGGUUUAUUGAUAUAGAUUAGUUUUGAUUAAUAAAAAUAAUCAUUAUAAUUUGUAUAUUAAAAUAAUUUCAUAUUUUGUGUAGGUAUUCAAUCCAAUCCCACAUCCCUAUAUUGAGAGUACAGUUCCCCCCUCGAAAAGGUCAUCAAUCCAGGUACUUGCGCCAACGUCUAAAUGGGUUCCAUUCCAAUUUUGGUGGGGCUGAUCAAACGAUUGUGUACAAAAUUGUAGCUGACCCCAAACUUUAUCUAAACUCUCCAUCCAAGAAGAGGCAGCUGUCCGCAUUGUUUUAAUUCUAUUCCAAUAUAGCCGACAAUAUGGGGUUCCAAAUUUCAAAGUUUCCAAAAAGAGGCCAAUGCAGAGCACUAAAGGGUCCAAAUGCAGUUUCUUAUCUUGACAACAUAAUUUUUGGGUGGUAGUCCAAAAUCCCAUAGUCAAUGCCAAUAAUUCCACAUCUAAAAAAAAAACAGGCCAAAUUCCAAAAAAAAAUGUUCUUGAAGGGCAACACAGCUGCCAUCAAUCCUAAAACAAAACGCUACUAGAAAUUCAAUAGGCACGCCACAUUAAAAGUUCCCUUUUCUCAAGAUGUUCCAAUCCAGAGAGAUGGUCCAUAUUCAAUAAAUCCAAGGUUCCAAUCCAAUCUAGAUGGCGAAGAUCAAUUCAACAAAAAAAAAGCUUCUUUUAUUUGGUUACAAUGGUUACCUAAAUCAACAUGUAGAAGCCCAUGAUCAGCACCUACCCAGCAGAUUAACAUCUAUUUUUAACUGGGGCAUAAAAUAACUAGCUACAUCAUUUUAUUUUAAAAGGUCAUAUAUCUCCGUUAAUAAUGGAUAACUUUUAACUUAUAGAUGGGAGACCCCGAGACAAAAAAAAAAAUUGUAAAAUCGUAGAGUCUCAGAGUCUCAACAGCCCUAGAUGUAAAUUAAAGGUUAUCAAUUAUUUACCAAAGAAGCCCUGAACAUAAUAUGAGUGUAAACUUGAGUCAGCUUCCAAGAUUAUUCUCAUAGCAAUCACAAAUCAUUUGCCAAUAAACUGAAUUUACUUAGGAAUCAUUAAACCCCUAUUUGAUUUGUGAUUGUGUGAGAAAUCUUCACUACUAUUUCUACAACUACCAAGGAUGGAGAUAAGGAGCCAAUCCGGACCUACUAAGCAUUUCAAUUUAAGAUGGAAAAUGAAGCAAGCGAUCCAGAAAAAAAAUGUAACCAUUUU
This is a messenger RNA of Ceutorhynchus assimilis (cabbage seed weevil), 2380 nucleotides long. The record is from the annotation of a GenBank genome assembly. Lineage: Eukaryota; Metazoa; Arthropoda; Insecta; Coleoptera; Curculionidae.